GCUGUCUAACAACAUGGCUACCAACGACAAGCUUGAGUACCUUAAUCUUUCUCAGGACGAAAUUAAGCGCUUGGAAGAAGCGCUGAAGAAGGAGGAGUUUCGCAAACUUUUAGUGGAAUAUGCGGAAGAGAUAUCGAAUCCCGAGAACAAGCGUCGUUAUGAGGAAGAGAUUGCUCAACUUGAGCGCGAGCGAGGAAUGGAUGUGACGUUUGUCACCCCGGAGCCAGGAUAUGUCCUGAAAACAAGUGUCAACGGUACCACUAAAGCUUUUAUCAACAUUAGCAAGAGUGACAAACUGGAUAAGCCCAAUUCUACGCGGCAGCAAGGUCCAGACGGCAAAAAUGGAUUGCUGUGGCAAAUUCCGCACUCGUUUGCACCUCCGCGAGAGGACCGGGACAAGUCAAAACGAAUUUGCCAGGUAUACGACUUCGUUAUUCAUCCAGAUACGUACCGCAUGGCAGAAAGCAAUGGUCGCUUUAAGAAAUUAGUAGAGGACACCGCAAUGGAAGGCAUAGAGAAACAAUUUGGUGUCAAACUUGACCGAAAGAAUGUUAAACGACCAAAACUGCAUUUUAAAGGAACACCCAUCGCCACUGUUAUUCGCACCCGCAGUGCCAGUGGCCCACAGAACAUUCCAGAUCCCACAGGCAUACUUCAGAAUAUGCCAUAUCCAUACGACAACACUACCAGUGCAGAGAAGGCACAGAAGCAGGAACGAUGUUGUUCCAAUAGAGUCAAAAAAGAAAAUAGUAAUAAGAUACAAGCCAAUAGCGAGAAUAAUGAUGAUGUGGUGAUACCCGUUUACAACAUUAUCCAUCGCUCACAUAUUGACUUACAAGAUUUUCGCCAUGCUCCAGAUGCCAGUCCAAGCGCAAGACCUAAAGAACUGGUGGUUAAAAUAGAGCUGCCUUUGUUGAGCACAGUCACACAAGCAGAUUUAAAUAUCUUUGAAAAGCGCUUGCUUCUAGAAUCAGUCUGGCCAGCAAAAUAUAGGUUGGACCUUACACUUCCAUACAGUGUAGAUGAUACAGAGGGAUCUGCAAAGUUUGACAAACAAAAGCGCAUACUAACAGUAACCCUUCCUGUUGUGCAAGAAGACACACCAGGUCUUUUUCCUUAUCUUGCAAAUGGUGAAGCAGCACCUGAAGAUGUCACAGAGAAACCUCUGAUCGAAGUCAUUUCAUUACCUGAUGCGAUACUUGAUAAGCAUGCCCAGGAAGCAUGGAGUGAAAAGCAGUCUGCAUCUUCAGGAGUCUUAAAUAGUGCUGUUAAUGGUCACUCAACUAGUAUCACCUACUCUUUUCCAGACUUUGCUUUUACUCAAGAGCUUGAGACAGUGUCUGUUAUUUUACAGGUUAAAAAUGUAGAAGAAGCCUCCUUGGAAAAGGUGUUCCCUGCUGCAAAUGCAAUGCAUCUCAAGUGUAUGUCAUGUGGCCAUGGAGGCUUCCCCAUGCAUUACAGUUUCUUUGUGCAGUUUGCUGAAGGCUGCGAUGUGGCCACUAGCGACUGCUCAGUGGAUGUCCACCAAGACAAUGUGACCAUUCUGCUCCUGAAAGAUCGUUCAGCACGAAGCUUGUGGCAACAGUUCUGGGCAGGCAUUGAUUCAACUACAUUAAAAGAGCACCAGUUCCAGACAUGCACUGUUCUGGAACAACAGCUGGAUCAGCUGGAUGCUGCAGCUGCUGAGCAAGAAGAGAGUCGCAGGACAAGCUGUGAACAGCUAGCUAACCUUCAAGUGCUGACAAUGGAUGAAAAGAAGUUAACAGUCAAAGUCUGUCCUGCUGCAGCUAACAAGAAGCAGGCACACAGAUACACAAGCGAUGAGGAUGAGGAGUAUGACCCUCCAUCUUCAGCUGAGAUCCAGGUGGUACACUCACGACCACCACCUCUUCUGCAUGGAAUCCUCAAGCAGCAUACAGUGUCUGAGUCUAGUGAAGAUCAGAAUGGUGAUCAAGAGAGCCCCAGGUCACCAGGAGAGGAGGAGGAGGAGUUGUCCUCUUCACUGGGAAAGAGGAGGUCAGUGUCCUUUAGUGAACACAUUGACCAAGCUACCUUCAAGACCUCUUCUGCAGUCAGCAGCAUGACCAUGGCACUCAAGAGUAAACGCCGACGUCAGCGCAAGCGAGAAGAGCGUGGCUCAAGGCGGCGGCACAACAGUGGAGGUUCUGAGGGUAGUGGAGAUGACCAGACUCACAGCUUGUCAGAUUCCCAUUCUCUAAGUGAGGAGGAAAGUGGCCAUGACAGGACCCUCAAGCUGACGCAAAACAAGAAAUGGAGAACUGCAUCUAGUCCAUCAGUAGCUGAUUGCACACCCAAAAUUGAAGAGGUCAAGUUACAAAACACUUCCUUACCCAAGUGUGAAAUAGAUCAAGAAGGCAAAGGUGAAAUAGAAAUAACACAGCCAAGAUAUGAAGCUGAUUCUGGAAAGCAUUGCAUGCUAAAACAUAUAUCAGAUUCCAGUGCCAGUGCCCAGGCUGCAGGUGAAGAAGCCAGGGAAAAGAAAGUUCAUCCUGCAGCUAAUGACAGCAGUGGGAACAGAUGCAUUGUUGAAUGUGCUAAUGAUGACAUCCCACUUGUUACAGCUGAUGAAUCCAUUCAGAAAAGCUUACCUAUUACAGCCAGUGAAAAUGGUCAAAAAUGUCUCCUUGUUAAAGAUGACAAAGCCAAUAAUACAAUAUUUGGUACUGUAGAUGGAAAAGCCUUGAGGACCCAACCUGUUUUGGUAACCGAUGGAGUCACCAAGCCAUGUGGCACUCUAGCAGAAAGGACUAAACAUGUACAGUCUGCAUGUGGUGAUAACACACUAGCAGUCAGCAGUGAGCAUGUUAAUUCCACCUCUUACCAUGAUGUGUUUGAGAGCAAACAUUCACUUGAGGGAAAAAUUUCUUUGGCUUCAAAGCUUGCUAGUGGCAAUGGUGAUGAUAAUCUUGAAGAUAUGAGAAUGCAAGAACAGCUUACUAUCACCAGGGAGGCUGAAAAACUACAGAACAAAGAAGGACCUCAUCCGUGGGUGAAUGGAACUGCAGACAAGACAGACAAAUAUAAAAUUGAGGAGUCAGAAAAGAGUUUAAAUCCAACAGGUUUUGAGGAAAACCAGCACAGGACUCAGUGUGCAUUCAAGUUUUCUAACACUGUUAUCUUUGACUUAGAUUGUGAGUGACACAGAGCUACUUUGUCACCAAAGCCAUGCAUAGAAGACAGUUUGUAGCCAAGUGAUUGGAUGCCACUCAGUUUUGAACCAUCAUACCCAUUGUGUAGAUCAAAGUGUAGAUUGGAGUGGGACAAACUGGUAUUUUGCUACCAUGGUGUGGUCUGACAAGCCCUCGAUGCUGGAAAGGAUGCAAUAGAGGCAAUUUUGCUAGAUAAAUUUAUCUGUAAUAGAAAAAAAUAAGAAAGGCAAGAAAGUCUUGGAGCAUUGCUUCUUCUUUGGCUGAAUGUUUCAGCUUCUGAUAGUGGCAGGUUGAAAUUAGCAACUAUGCGAACCAUGAGAGACAAUUGUCCAUUCAAGGAAAUAAUAAAAAUUUUUAAUUGUAUCUACUUAUUUUGUCUCUUUUUUUGUAGAAAGGACAGAAAACAAUUACACAGGUAAACAACUCUGUUUAAACAUAGGCUGAGAGAAGAAUAAUGCUGACUGUAGUUUGAAAAAACACAAUGUGGAACCUGCACAGAAUGAUGCAAAAUUAAUGAUGACAAUGAAAUGCAUGGAAAAUGUGGUGAAUUAACUUAGAUUCUACACUGAAUUUUGGUGUUGUCAUUACAUCAUUGUCUAAUGGAAUUGAUGCAGAAAUAAUAGGCAGUUGAGUGUUGUCAUAACAUCUGGUGAUAGAAAUAUCAAUGAACAAUGGACUGCUAGAUGUGAGUGUUUGCCUAUAAACUGGUUGAUGUAAUCAUAGUGUGGUCUGACUGUAGGCUGAUGCAUGUUAACUAGCAUUAUCUGACAAUUGUAGGUGUAGACGUAAUAUGAUCUUGCAGUGGACUUCUGGAUGUUCAGCACAAUGACCUGAUACUGGACAGAUAGACUGAUUUAUUUUGAGCUAUGGUUUUGUGGGAGUGGUGUUUUUCAGCAUAGAAGUGAAAUGGUCUAAAUUGGGCUAAGUGGUCCUAUUUUAGACUGAAUAAUAUGUACUGUAUGUGGGUCUGUACUUUGAGAAAAUAUGAUAAUGUGAAGAGGUAAAAGGUCAAGAAACUACGGAGUGGAAACAUUUCAUGUUCAAAGGGUUUUUCUUCAGCAAAGGUUGCCAUCUGCUUCACUCUUCCAGCCAGCAUACCCACACUGCUGUCUGCUAAAGUUAACCCUUGUGGGAGUAGUUAUUGCUCCUUUGGUGACAUUGCCUUGUGCUUGACAUCUCCGCAGUGAUAGAGGCACAGGUCAAAAGGACCAUUUUUUUAAUGUGGAAGUGAAAAUGUACAUCUGCUGUCUCAGAUUUCUGACUUGAUGUCAGAGGUUUCAGCACUAUACAUAUUCUGCACCAAAUUGGUUUUUCCUAAAGAUGUUGGAAUUUGAAGGAAAGAUAAGUUUUCCAUAAUGCCACGUUUCACAUUAUGCUAAGUUAAAUUUAGUUUUGAACUUUGUGUGGUUUUUUUUUGGUUUUGGUUUUUCUUUUGGUCAUAUCCUUUUGCUUAGGAAUUGAAUUGUCAGAAUGUGUGAUAUUUAGAAAUAUUCUAUAGUAAAUUGGGUAGAAAUAAACAUUUGCACAAUGAUCAUUGUGAGAAAAAUGGUGAAAUUUGUAAUGGACAAGGUAGGUAUGGGAGAGUCCUAAACCCUUCUAUGUCUUAAUAACAUCUAUCUGUAUCAUUAGUUAUUUUUGCAACAAAUAGCUUUUCCUUAUUAGCAAGGACAUGAUGAAGUUUUAUUUUUCAGCCAACUGCUGUUAUCGAUGUGAAUAUGCAUUAUGUCUUCAUGUUUUCCAGCAGCUCACACACAGCCUAAAGAUUUUUUUCAGAUGUACUGAGUGCUUACAAGCACAACAAAGAUGUGGCAACAAGAAAGAGCCUUCACAAAGUCUGACUAAACAGACUAAAGAUCUUGCCAGCAGUUAGCUAAAGUGCUAGUAUUUUAUCUUUUAACCUGCUAUGUGUUAGCAGUCCUACUAGAGGCAGAUUAGGCAUAACUCGAGGGAAAAAUGAGUGGGCUUAGUUCGUGAAAAUAUGCAAAAUCAGAACAAAACAAGAAGAUUCAUGAGGUAUAAGCCAGCAGGUUAUCAGGGUUGAGAUAUUGCUGGGAUUUAGAAGGUGGCUUAGGCCUCAUUUCCUGCGAUUUUAAAAAUGUGUACGCUGAUUGAGCAAUGCAUUAUUCGUUUAUUAAAGGUGUUGAAUGUUUUCAUUUAUCAGGGACUUCAGAAGUAUGAAUUAAGGUCAAUCAGCACUCUAUUUCAAAAAACAAAAAUUCAUUGACACAUUAUUUUAUAAUAAACUAACACUGGUAGAGUAUGAGAACCUUUUCAUUAAGAUUAGUGUCUAAUGGCAACAUCCAAUAAGCAUUUAGCAGUUAUCUUAGUGCUGUGCACAAAUUGGAAAAGGAGGUCAAGUGUAUGUAUGUGACUUUGGUUAUAGCAUUCUUUAACUGGAUCUUCCAAAACCUACACAAUUUCAGCUUUGUUGACAUGAAUAAAGAACAAUGUGACUGAAAGAGAAGUUCUGAGUCUGACAAAGUCGAUUUCACAGUUUCCUGCUUGUACCAAAAUAAUCAUUUUGGAUAGCAGGUAGCAGAAACAAAGCAAACUGUGACAGCCUACAUUUAUGAAGGAGUCCUGCACAGUCUUUUUGUGUCUGGCUCUUCCACCCUUGUGUUCCUUGGCCAAAAGAAGAUUUAUUGGCUACUACUAUCAUCAACACUUUCUUCCAGAGUAAGGGGAACUGGCCAGGAGGGAUUGAGUAGUUUGAGAGAAUAAAGCUGUGGUCACUCGCAACCCUAGAUAUACAGUAGCUUACAUGUUCUUAAAAUGCAUAACAGUUAACUUAAUUUAAUAAUUGUAACUAAAGCAACAAUAGCUUAGAAAUUUUUUUGGCAUAAUAUAUUUUAUAUACUUAAAGAUACAUGAUCUAUGGACAGACUCCUCAUAAUGCUUGGAAAGUUAUAUCAUAAUUGGGUGGGUCAGGGCCGAUUGUAAAAGCUGUAAUAAAAGUAUUCUUAUUUGUUGGGGGUUUUUUUUCUUAAGAUAAUUCACAUCCCCUUAUUUCAUACUUUUAACAUUGUUUCUGCUGUUAUUUUGAAAUCAAUGUCUGAUGCUGCAACAUGCCUCUUUAUCAACUAAUACUUUUCUUCAAGUCUAGCAAAGAUCUCGAGGUUCGAUCUUACACUAAGCAGUUGUUUUGCUUGUCAUAGGGAUGGUUGUAUGCUUUCACUAACCUAUGAUGUAACAUUGGGAUCUAGUUAAUUAAAUGUAGGUUAUCAAUACAAAACCUUAAUAAGAAAUGCUAACCAUAUAACAUCGAGUUAGCUGUCAGCGUGAAGUUCUCUCUUUAUAUCACUUGCAACCACAGUUUUUGUCUUUCAAGUUUUUAUUAUUGGGAAAUCAGAUAACUUUUCUCCUGCCUUUUUUUAAAAUUUACUGCUGCAGUGGUUUAUAACAAUGGUGAUCUUUUCCAUCUUCAAAUGUCUCAGUAAAGCCAGCUGAAUGGUUAAUAAACUGACCCCCUCUUCUGUUGCAACCACCAACAAGUGUGUGAAUAUUUGACAAAAUACCCUCAUUCUUUGAGAUUCAUUUCUUAGUUGAGUUAAUUUAACCUUGAACUGACUGGUGACAUUAUCUUUUAGUGCAUGAGGGCUUUACAGAUGGUUAAGACCUUUUGUGGGUAACACAGUUACUAUAAUGUGCUGCUGCAGCACUUGAAGAUGAUUUUUGAGAAGGUUAUGUAACAUUCCAUGCACACUGCACAGCAUGUCAUUAAGGACAUGAUCAUUGUGAGGAACUUAUGGAUAGGCAUGGCAGCUGAUAAGGCCUGUCUUGAGUGAUGGUGUUUAAGUCCUGAAUGGGACCACCAGCUAGUCCACUCCACAUUUGUGAGCCAGGUUUUUUUCUCUGACCAAAUCCCAUCCAAGGUACCUUGAAGGACCAUCUUUGACAUAGUGUCAUGUCAGGUCACAUGACUGAAUCAGACUAGCUUAUAUUGCUUGACUGUUGAAAGUAGUGGCUCCUGGUGUCCUCUGAGUAUGACAAUGCUUCAUGCAAAGUCAUUAGUUUUAUGCUCUUGCAUGAGAUCUGGACCAGCCUCAAGCACUUGGUCUCAAAUGACUGGAUUUUCCUCUGGAUAGUUGAGUGGUUAGAGCACUAGCACUCAGACCUAGAGGUAUGCUGGUUCCAUGCUCAUGUUGCACAGUAAGCUUUUCCUUAGUCGACCCAGUUGUCUGGAAUGGGUACCUUACUCCAUAAAAUACUGGUGCCCAACCUCUUCUCACCCGAGGCUUGCACUGGACAUGAUAUAAAAUCUUGUGGGCCAGAACAUGGCAGUUUUGCCAGAAUCAUGACAUUAAAAAUGACAUUAUUUUGUGUCUGCUUAAAAUGAGUAGGUCGGAUGUGGCCCACGGGCCGUAGGUUAGGCACAGGCACCUGUGCCAUAAAAUGUUGGGAAAGGUAAGGCAGCGAGUGAGAGAAGAUGGGCACCACCCUCACAUAAAGCUUGCCCCCAAGAAAAGUGAGGUCUCUAACACCUCACUCCCUGAUGACUUUUUUUUUUAACCUUUUCCUCUGCUUAUCCUAGGGUUGCCAGUGACUGAGACUUUUGCUCUAGUCUGUGAGAUCUUGCAGUUGGUCUCUGUUGGUUCCUGUUAUCGGAUUGAUUUCAUCUGCAAAACAUAAGUUGCAUAUCAGACAUCUACUGUUGGAAAUGUGAAGGUUGUUGAGGAUUUCUUGUACUAUGUUCUCCAACAAGAUGUUGAAUAAAAUGUUCAUACUGGCAAGAAAAUCUUCACUGACAAUUUUAAAAACUAAUCUGUGAAGAACUGAAAAUCAAACUGGGUUAAUAAGCUGAAUGUCUGUAUGAAUUUGUGAUUAAUGUUUCUGACACCAUGGGCUGUCAGCUUUCAUCAUUCCUUGUCUAAUAAAGUAAUAACAAAUG
This is a messenger RNA of Pomacea canaliculata, 8058 nucleotides long. Its product is annotated as protein kintoun-like. The transcript is spliced from 3 exons. The coding region runs from base 14 to 3160 and encodes 1048 amino acids. The record is from RefSeq and is a predicted model, not a curated record. Gene Ontology annotation, biological process: axonemal dynein complex assembly. Gene Ontology annotation, cellular component: cytoplasm. Lineage: Eukaryota; Metazoa; Mollusca; Gastropoda; Architaenioglossa; Ampullariidae.